GCAAAAGUCGCGCAGGUAUUGACGUUUCGCAGACAUGGCGGUGCAAGCAGUUCAUAUUCAGGGGGAUGCGUUUUUGGUGUGUGUCACCCAUUCGCUAAGUACGGAAAGAGAAGAGGUCAUGGGCUUGUGCAUUGGAGAGGUGGACACUCAGAAACUUGUGCACAUUCACUCUGUUAUUAUCCUGCGGCGUUCAGAUAAAAGGAAGGAUCGAGUGGAGAUUUCCCCUGAGCAACUUUCUGCAGCAACUAUAGAGGCUGAUAGACUUGCUGACAUUACUGGGCGUCCUAUGAGAGUAGUUGGGUGGUAUCACUCCCACCCUCACAUCACUGUAUGGCCUUCCCAUGUGGAUGUGCGCACUCAGGCUAUGUACCAGAUGAUGGAUGUUGGAUUUGUGGGUCUAAUCUUCUCAUGCUUCAUUGAGGACAAAAACACCAAGACUGGCCGUAUCCUGUACACCUGUUUCCAGUCAGUUCAAGCUCAGAAAAGUUCAGAGUAUGAACGUAUUGAGGUGCCAUUACAUGUGGUCCCACACAAUACGAUUAGGAAAGUUUGCCUUGAGUCAGCUGUGGAGCUCCCAAGAAUCCUUUGUCAGGAGGAGCAAGAUGCUUAUCGCAGGAUACACAGUCUUGGUCAUUUGGACUCUAUCACUAAGAUUCACAAUGGCUCUGUUUUCACCAAGAACCUGUGUGGGCAGAUGUCCGCAAUUAGUGGACCACUCCUUCAGUGGUUGGAAGACCGUCUAGAACAGAACCGCCAGAGGGCUCAGGAGUUGCAGAGUGAGAAGGAGCAGCUGCUGCAGGAACUGAAGACUCUUGGCUGAGGUCAUAAAGACUGUAUGAUGGGACACAGGCAUAUGCAUUAAAGAAAGAUGAUUAGG
Messenger RNA from Xenopus laevis (African clawed frog), 877 nucleotides. It is a transcript of the gene brcc3.L, whose product is annotated as BRCA1/BRCA2-containing complex subunit 3 L homeolog. Gene Ontology annotation, cellular component: spindle pole; BRISC complex; nucleus. Gene Ontology annotation, molecular function: cysteine-type deubiquitinase activity; peptidase activity. Gene Ontology annotation, biological process: protein K63-linked deubiquitination; DNA repair. The record is from RefSeq and is marked provisional. NCBI's taxonomy places the organism in Eukaryota, Metazoa, Chordata, Amphibia, Anura, Pipidae.